Molecule: messenger RNA, 4542 nt
Organism: Ahaetulla prasina
Lineage: Eukaryota; Metazoa; Chordata; Lepidosauria; Squamata; Colubridae
Gene: PLOD1
Product: procollagen-lysine,2-oxoglutarate 5-dioxygenase 1
Exons: 20
Coding region: 772-2955 (727 amino acids)
Biological process (GO): peptidyl-lysine hydroxylation
Cellular component (GO): endoplasmic reticulum
Molecular function (GO): L-ascorbic acid binding; iron ion binding; procollagen-lysine 5-dioxygenase activity
Source: RefSeq, a predicted model, not a curated record
AGAAUAGAAUAGAAUAGAAUAGAAAAUAUGGAAUAGAAUAGAAUAGAAUAGAAUAGAAUAGAAAAUAUGGAAUGGAAUAGAAUAGAAUAGAAUAGAAUAGAAAAUAUGGAAUAGAAUAGAAUAGAAUAGAAUAGAAAAUAUGGAAUAGAAUAGAAUAGAAUAGAAUAGAAUAGAAUAGAAUAGAAUAUACGGAAUGGAUUGGAAUAGAGUAGAAUAGAAUAGAAUAGAAUAGAAUAGAAUAGAAUAGAAUAGAAUAGAAUAGAAUAGAAUAGAAUUCUUUAUUGGCCAAGUGUGAUUGGACACACCAGGAAUUUGUCUUUGGUGCAUAUGGUCUCAGUGUACAUAAAAAGGGAAGAUGCAUUCGUCAAGAGUCAUAAGUAUACAGGUCCUCAACGGAAGGCAGGUUGGUAGCAACUGUAUUUUCUGCGGUUCUAAUGAUCCUCUGAAGUCUGUGUCUGUCUUGCUGGGUUGCAGAACCGAACCAGACAGUUCUAGAGGUGCAGAUGACACACUCAGUCAUUCCUCUGUAGAACUGGAUCAGCAGCUCCUUGGGCAGCUUGAGCUUUCUGAGUUGGCUGAGAGAGGAGGAGGAGGAGGCCUGCCUCCCUCCCUUCCUCCCCACAUUUGUGGGGGAGGCGUGUUCAUUGCGUGGCACAUCAGCCCCCCUCCGGCUGGCAAGGAGGGGCUUCCUUCCCAAGCAAAGAAGCCUGCAGCCUUUCUCCCACCAGCUGGCUUCGCAAAGUGGGAGCCCCUCCUCGAAGUCUCCCCACCAUGUCUCUCCCACCCCUGCUGCUCCUUUUACUUUUCCUAACACCCCUGGAGGUUGGGAGCCACAAAGCAGAAGACGAUAAUUUAUUGGUCUUCACUGUGGCCACCAAAGAGACGGAAGGCUUCAAACGCUUCAGAAGUUCAGCCCAGGUUUUUAACUAUAAUCUCAAGGUUCUGGGACUAGGCGAAGAAUGGCAUGAGCGAGAGGGCCAGAGGACAGCAGGUGGACAGAAGAUCCGCCUUUUGAAAUCGGCUUUGGAAGCGUAUGCAGAUAAAGAAGAUUUGGUGGUCCUUUUCACUGAGAGCUACGACGUCAUCUUUGCUUCAGGGCCCGCAGAAAUCCUGAAAAAGUUCCAGCAGGCCAAGUCAAAAGUUGUCUUUUCGUCGGAGGCUCUCAUCUAUCCGGACCGGAGGUUGGAAGCCAAGUACCCGGUGGUCCAAGAAGGGAAAAGAUUCCUGGGAUCUGGAGGAUUCAUAGGUUAUGCUCCGUAUCUCAGCCAGCUUGUGGCCGACUGGCAAGGCCCGGACAGCGACAGCGACCAGCUGUUUUACACCAAGGUGUUCCUGGACCCUGAAAAGCGGAAGACCAUCAACAUCACUUUGGAUCAUAGGUGUCGGAUCUUCCAAAACCUUAACGGCGCUCUAGACGAAGUGGCUCUCAAAUUCGAAAACGGCCAGGUGAGAGUGCGGAAUCUGGCCUUCGAUACCCUCCCUGUUGUGAUUCAUGGAAACGGACCCACCAAGUUGCAGCUGAAUUACCUGGGGAACUACAUCCCUCGGUCCUGGACCUUUGAGACGGGCUGCACCGUUUGCAAAGAAGGCUUGAAGAAUCUCAGCGGCUUGAAAGAAGACUCCCUUCCUCUGAUCGUGAUUGGCGUCUUUAUUGAGCAGCCCACCCCUUUCCUCGACCAGUUCUUCAAAAGGCUCCAGCUUCUCCGCUAUCCGAAAAAGAAAAUCCACUUGUUCAUCCACAAUCACGAGGAACAUCACCUGUCUCAGGUGAGCUCCUUUGUGGACAAGCACGGCCAGGAGUAUCGCUCCCUGAAAGUGAUGGGGCCGGAGGAUAACCUGGAGAACGCCGAAGCUCGCAACUUGAGCAUGAAUCUGUGCAAGCGGAAUCCCGCGUGUGAAUAUUAUUUCAGCCUAGAUGCCGAGGUGGUGCUCAAGAACGUAGAAACCCUGCAGUUCCUGAUGGAGCAGAAUAAGUUUGUGAUCGCCCCUCUCGUGAGCCGCAUCGGGAAGUUGUGGUCGAACUUCUGGGGGGCCUUGAGUCCCGAUGGCUAUUAUGCCCGCUCAGAGGAUUAUAGGGACAUUGUCCAAAGGCGGAGGAUUGGCCUCUGGAAUGUCCCAUACAUUUCUAGCGUCUACCUGAUGAAGGGCAGCGUCCUGAGGUCGCAAUUCGCCCAGCUGGACCUUUUCCAUAGCGGCAAACAAGACGCCGAUAUGGCUCUGUGCCAUAACAUUCGUGAGCAGGGGGUGUUCAUGUUCUUGACAAACCAGCAGCCGUUCGGGCACAUCCUGUCCUUGGAGAAUUAUCAGACGAGCCACCUGCAUAACGAUCUCUGGCAAAUCUUCAGCAACCCGGAGGACUGGAAUGAGAAAUACAUUCACCCAAACUACACGGACGCCUUAAAAGGGAAAUUGGUAGAAACGCCCUGCCCAGAUGUCUACUGGUUCCCCUUAUUCACCGAUACGGCUUGCGACGAGCUGGUUGAAGAGAUGGAACACUUUGGCCAGUGGUCCAAGGGAGGCAACAAGGACCAGAGGAUUUUAGGGGGCUACGAGAACGUCCCGACCAUUGACAUCCACAUGAACCAGGUCAACUUCGAGCGAGAAUGGUACAGAUUCCUCCUGGAUUACAUCGCGCCCAUCACUGAGAAAUUCUACCCAGGCUAUUAUACCCAGACCCAGUUUGAGCUCGCCUUUGUCGUCCGGUACAAACCGGACGAGCAGCCGUCCCUGAUGCCGCAUCAUGAUGCUUCCACGUUUACCAUCAACAUCGCCUUGAAUCGCGUCGGGAUCGAUUAUGAAGGCGGGGGCUGCCGCUUCAUCCGUUACAACUGCUCCAUCCAAGCCCCCCGGAAGGGGUGGACCCUCCUGCACCCGGGCCGCCUGACGCAUUACCACGAGGGCCUCCCCACCACCAAAGGGACUCGCUACAUCGCCGUCUCCUUCCUCGAUCCCUAGAGCGGCCACCAGGAAGAAAUGGGUUUUGCCAACCCAUUUCAAACCCUCUCCCAUUGGCUGCACAUUCCUCCCCAGGAAGGAGUGGGGGGCGGGGGACUUCCAGAACAGAUAAUUUGAUUGGACACCGCUUGGUUGCAAGAGAGAUUGCCUAGCCCAGGGGUCAGCAACCCGCGGCUCUGGAGCCGCAUGUGGCUCCGGAGCCCCUCUGCUGCGGCUCCCUGUCACUCAAAAUAUGCGUCACAACCGCCAAUGUGCGACACCCGCCGGCACGUGAUUUAUCGAGCUUUUGAACCCCUGGUAGGCCAGGCAUGGAUAAAUCCAAGAAAAGAAAAAAAAGUUUCAGAAGAAAACAGAAUACUUAAUGCUAGUGUUUUUGGGCCGCUCAAGAAAUAAGUCAGGCACGGGAAGGGUUUUGUGGCUCCCGGUGUUUUCUUUUCUGUGGGAAACGGGUCCAAAUGGUUCUUUUGAGUGUUUAAGUUUGCAGGCCCCUGGCCUAGAUUUAGUAGGAUCCCUUGAGGAUCCCUCUGGUUCCACGGGAUUCUGUCCAACCCCAGCCAGCCAGAGCCGCCUGACCCUCUGCCCACCUUCUUUCUCCCUGCCUCCUCAUGGGAAGAAGACCUCAGUUUUCCCCAUUUUUCCUUCCAAUGGAGGUGGCCGAGGCGUGUCAGAACCACACAGAAUUUCCCCUUCUGACGGAGUAGAGCCUCUUCAAACCCUGGCUGGAAUUUUUACACGGCACACGGGGGUCGGUUGCUACAAAAGACUUGGAAAUAGGAUCCCUGUUCUGACGCAGCUCCCCAAACACGACAAACCCUCUGAAGUGAACUCAAAAGAUUCCUUUCUUAGGAGCGCCGGCAAAAAUUUCUCUCUCACCGCAGGCUAACAAGUCUGGCUGGCUGGGAGAUGAAUAAGUUGUCUGCCACAUCUAUUCAUCUCCGCCCCCUGCAUUUUAUCCCUAGAGCUAGGGUGGGGCUUCGCUAGCAGUGGUGGCUCUUCCGUCCCGAGGACCGGCUCAUAGAUUUCCACUGUUCUCCUCUCCUCUGCCUUCUGCGCAUCAGGCACUGGACCCAGCUGUUCCUCCUCUUUCUCAGCAGCCUCCUCCAGACCCCGGGGGCUGUUGACUCUCCAUCUGGGGGUUGACAGACGGCCCAGGCUCCGCCGCUGUCUCUCUUCCCCUUCGGAGCUCUCAGGUUGCCUUGAGACUGAUCCUGACUCCCACACCUCCUCCUCCUCCUCUGAUUCGGCUGCUAGAGGAGCCGGAGGCUGACACGCCACAAGACUCCCUCAGGAAGAAAAUGAAGGAAGACAAUGAAGGAAAUUCAUCGCAUCCCUGGUUCAUCCUAGCUUUAUAUUUCUCGGGAAGCUGGGCAAGAGGAGAAAAAGCAAAACGCUCGGAAAUGUUUUCAGGAACGCCAAAGGCGCCUCGGAUCCCGAUGCCAGAGCAGAGCGCAAUUCUACCCGUGUAUUUAUUUAAAAGUCAAAUUCCCCCCUCUUUUUUUUUUUUUUUUCCUUUCAGGUGCCCGCUUCUUCUGCACAAGUUGUACAGAUUUUGCUAGGAGAUUUUUUUUUUUUUUUACGUUAAACGUU